CCCUCAUCGCGGUAAGCUGAGACUAGAUCAACGGUUGAACGGUUGCGUAGGAGUUAGGCGAUGUCGGCUUUAACAAGCCAACCGUGAAAACGUCAACAAAGAUCAACACAAGCGAAAAACAAAACAAGGCAGACAGCAAACACCGCCCACCAAUAGAGACGUAACGAUAUGAUCUUGCCGACUGUUCUGUUUGCCUGCUUGUCCCUUCUAGCUGCCAUUGCAUCGUUGAACAGCUUCAUCACCUUCCGAUCACAGCCGAGUCUGGCGUUCACCGUCGUUGAGGUGCUUGCCAUAUACAUCCCAAUAUCAAUCGUCUUCCUAUUGCCCAUUGACAUUCUAUCUUCGAACGACGAUGGUGACGGGCCACAUAACGUUUUCUUUGUUGAGCCUAAGAACGUGCUGAUAUUUUGGAAGCUGGACUACUGGAGCGCCUUCGUACUCAUGUGGUUGUUCCUACCGCUCAUACAGGAGUACUAUCGCUCCGGUGAGUUUACGCCAAUGGCGAAGCUCAAAGAUUCUAUCAAGUCGAACAUCAAGUUCCAGCUGAUAGUUGGAGGUAUAGGAGGUGUGGGCCUUAUAUACUUCUUUGUGCAAUACGGAUUCAACUUCCAGUCUUUUAAGGACUUGUUGAUUGCGCUGUCCCACACUUAUUCCUUGGUGUUGUCUCUUUGGUUGAUGUCGUAUGGCUUGAUCAGCGUCCCAAGGAGACUAUGGAACAAUAACGUGAAUCUUGCUCAUCAAUUGGACCAUCUGUACAUUGAAAUGCCCAAGCUGUACGAUGAACUGAACGAUUCGUCUUAUAACUACAAGGAUAUCUGCUCGAUCAUAAAGUCUUGUGAACAAAUACCUGGGAUUGAGCAGAGCGUGUUCAAGUUUGAGAUCCAAGAGUUAUCCAAGCAGGUUCCACCAGAUCUAAACUUGGGGAACCACGUGAGAAGCACACAGUAUACGUCGAUUCAACAACUAAGUCAUGUAACUCUGGCAAAGCUUCAAAGAACUUUGAAACAAGAGACGACAAACUACCAAUCCGCACAGUUUGAAUUUGAAAAGGCAAAGGAAAGGUGUAUUCAACUACAAGAUAUAGUUGAUUCUAAAUCAACUGGCUCUCUCCGUUUCAGAAUCGGCACAAACAUUAUAAGAAAUGAAAAGGUGAACUACGCCAUCCACGUCUAUGCUUUGCCAAUCCUGAGAAUAGCAUUUGCUCUAGUGCUCUUUGCGUUAUCAUUCAUCGUCAUUGAAAGUGAGUUACUCCACUCCACUAGGUUCUCCAUAAUCAAUAUCAUUCUGGUCUCUGGGAAAUUGUCAUCAACUGUUAAAUUGAUCUUUUCAUCAACGGUAUUGGCAUAUAUGGUAUUCUGUGCAUUGAUUUCCUUGACGAGGAUCAAGAUUUUCAAAGUGUACCAUCUUUUCCCAAAGUACUCUAAUCCAGUAAGCGUUGUGUUCUUUACAAUGUAUUCAAACAGAUUGACGGUUCCCUUGUCUUACAACUUUUUAACUUUGCUUCAAUCUCAAAGGGUUCGUUCGGUGUUCAACGAUUUCCUUGGAGCAUCUAUCAACUUGAGCGUUCUUGGUGGGUUCUUUAACAGUACUUUGCCAAGGCUCAUCAUCAUUCCAAUCCUAUUUGCAUCGUUUAACGUCUUUGAUAAAAUUAAGAAAAAAUUGUGGUUUGACUACUUCGAUGCAUUUGACAGUGAUGACGAAGAGGGUCAUAAUGAAAGUGUUCAGUCCAGGAAAGAUACAUUAAUAGCUGAUGGUAAGGGUAUAAUCCAAAGGGAGCUCGGGGCAAAUUCAAUUGGACGUACAGCCAUGAGUGGUUUAUCCUAUCCAGAAUUGAUUACAACUCCACGACCAAAUGAAAGUUCAUCAACAGCUAAGGAUGAUCUACUAGAGUCAGAGAACUUUGACAACGCUGAGACUUCAGCUACAUCUGAGGGGUUCUUUUCAAAAGUGAAGGGAUUUCUCAACCGUAGUGGAUCAAGUAAUGCUACACUGCACAUUGGAAAUGACGAUAUUAUAUAAGUCAAUUUU
Williopsis jadinii is the source of this 2028-nucleotide messenger RNA. RefSeq names its product LMBR1 domain-containing protein. NCBI's taxonomy places the organism in Eukaryota, Fungi, Ascomycota, Saccharomycetes, Phaffomycetales, Wickerhamomycetaceae. The record is from RefSeq and is a predicted model, not a curated record. The transcript has 2 exons. Gene Ontology annotation, cellular component: membrane. Bases 169 to 2019 code for a protein of 616 amino acids.